AUGAUGGACGUUAGCAGCAUGUACGGCAAUCACCAUCCACACCACCAAAACAGUUAUCACUCCAAUAGCGCUGCCACUGCCGCCGACAUGGCUGCUGUUGUCUCUUCCACCGGAUAUCCGAACGCCUACUUCCCAGCGGCUGCCUCUGCAGCAUUACCGACGCAUCAUCAUCAGGUUCAUCAUCACCAACAUCAUUUGGGCUAUGCGAGCUAUGUGACGGAUGGUUCAUCACCCAACUACUAUCCCCAACAACAACAACUAACUCCACCCCCGUCGUCUUUGCAGCAAAUACCUGCGGGUGUAAGCCAAACAACUUCAACCGGUACGCCACUGCAACAUCAACAGCAGCAGCCGCAGCCGCAGCCGCAAGCGCAGCAACAACAACCUAUGUACCCCCACGCUCAUCUUUUUAGUCCAAGUGCUGCUGAAUACGGCAUCACAACAUCUUCCAGCUCUGGUCCAGUGACCACUUCGGGCACACCACUGCACCCGUCAAGUCAUUCUCCAACAGACUCCUACUACGAAAGUGACUCAGUACAUUCCUACUAUGCAACGGCAGCGGUAGAUGCAAUACCACCUUCUACACACUCCCCAAUUUCCGCCUCCAAUGCAAUUCAAAACAAUCCAACACCGAGCAAUGAUCCACCGAUCAUAAGCUCAGAAAAUGGCCUGAGCUACACCAAUCUGGAUUGUUUGUAUAAUCAAAAUGCUGCAACGCACCCACAACAGCAACAGAUGCAACAUGGUUAUGCCUCAUUGCCCCACAACAAUGGCAGUGGUGGUGGCAAUGUGGAGGAAAAGUACGCAGCCGUAUUGCAUUCUACAUACGGCACGGCAGGCUUAGCCUUCGACGAACCCCUUAUGCAAAUGUCAACGAGUCAACAACAAUCACCACCUCAGAUGUGGCAUCAUCAACAUAUUAGUGGUGGUUACAGCCUGGAUGCUGGCAUUCCCAUGGAGUCUUUGGGCAUACAUCCCUUGAAUAUGGCGCACAUGCAAACAGUGCCGCCACCCCAGCAUCCGAAUCAACAUCAUCAGCAACAACAACAGCAUCAUCUGCAACAACAUGGAUCACCAAAUGGGCCGCGAAGUCAACAAGUUGUCUCGCCCGACGGCACGGGAUUGCCCUCAUCGCCGGGAUCAGCAUCUAGCCAAGCAGGCUCACAAAAUAAAUCCCCUAAUCAGGCGAGCAAUUUACCAACAUACAAAUGGAUGCAGUUGAAACGAAAUGUACCCAAACCACAAGCACCAAAACUACCUGCCACAAUACACGAUUAUCAGCUGAAUGGACAUCAGUUAGACAUUUGCCGCAACAGCUUACCCGCCGGCCAACAGACUCAGACGAGCCUACUCUUAGCGGGUGGCAAUGGCAACGCGCCGGGACUGAUCAUUGGUGCGCCCAAUAUGAGUAGCUGCAGCCUGAGUGCGACUAAUAAUUCGGGACGUACCAAUUUUACCAACAAGCAGUUGACUGAACUAGAGAAGGAGUUCCAUUUCAACCGCUAUUUGACACGCGCACGUCGCAUUGAAAUCGCCAACACACUGCAGCUCAACGAGACACAGGUGAAAAUUUGGUUCCAGAACCGCCGCAUGAAACAGAAGAAACGGGUCAAGGAGGGUCUAAUACCGGGGGACAUACUGGCGCAACAAACCGUGUCGACCACUUCGUCUACAACACCAAGCAGCAUCGGUUCUGCAGCUGGUCCAACGAACGCUAAUUGCAACUUUAAUGUUGGCAACAAUUGCCAUAAUAGUGCCAACAAUACUAAUGUGCAUGCCCAUGGUGGCCCUAGCGCCGGAAAUAAGCCCAGUGUACCUCGUAUGGGCUCAUCGGCCGUCAACAGCAGUGAUGCUGGGGCUCACAAUAACGACUCCUGUCAUAAUGGCAACAAUACGCUCAGCAGCGGAGAUUGUAAUCUGACAGCGCAUAGCGAUAAUAGCCGUGAAUCAAAUUAAUACGAUCGCAUUUGCGCUGGCAUCACACCACUGACCAGCAUCACUUAUGCCAGGCGAUAGCUUCAUCCACUGGGCAGGUGGGAGCGCAUAUACGGUAUAUUGCACUUAUGUGUAUUAACUGUGUUAGUUGAAUUUGCCAAGUGUCGGACGCUUACACCCACAGCUAGGAACAAAAAAGGGGCUACAAAUGCGUACCGAUAUUGGCUGUGAUAACAGUUUAAAGUACAUAAUAAUAAUAAAUUAAUUCGCAAAUAUAUAAUACAUACUUACAUACAUACGCAGCCAUGACUGUGGUCUCUAUGUAGCAGUAUAUUCGUGAGUAUGUAUAGUAUGUAGUUUAUGAGUCCACAUGUACAGUAAUCAAAAUUUUUGAAGGCUUUUGCAAAUGCUUUCCAUAUAUACACACAUAAGCACAAAUGAAUAGAAACACAUGAAAAUAAGUAAAACUGGUGGCAAAUUAAGGCACUCGAGAUCUUACAAAAAUAGCAAUAUUCGAUUCACAAUUUGCGCUAAUUGAAAUUUCGGAUUUACGCGGUGCGUUCCAAAGUACAACGAAUUGAGCGCGUACGUAAGGUGCGAUCUUUUCCGACAGGCAGUGAAUAUUUCAAGACACUAAAAGACUGGAGUUAUUUUAGCUAGAAUGGUAGAAAAUAUGCGCCAUGUACCUUUUUUACGGUUUCACGUCUUCUACUCGCAUUGUGACUAUUGGGUUCUAGAUCUUAUUGAAAAUAUCACGUUUCAUCGGCAGUUACAAUAUCGAGAAGGAAGACUUUGCUCUCUGCGAAUGAUAAAUUCUGAUUCUCAAUACGCCAUUAGCCCAAACACUUUGAUAUUUUGAUAUGCCUUAUUCCG
Anastrepha obliqua is the source of this 2808-nucleotide messenger RNA. RefSeq names its product homeotic protein labial-like. The transcript is spliced from 3 exons. Gene Ontology annotation, biological process: regulation of transcription by RNA polymerase II. The coding region runs from base 1 to 1956 and encodes 651 amino acids. The record is from RefSeq and is a predicted model, not a curated record. NCBI's taxonomy places the organism in Eukaryota, Metazoa, Arthropoda, Insecta, Diptera, Tephritidae. Gene Ontology annotation, cellular component: nucleus. Gene Ontology annotation, molecular function: DNA-binding transcription factor activity, RNA polymerase II-specific; RNA polymerase II cis-regulatory region sequence-specific DNA binding.